GAGGUGUCGUUUGGUGACCCUAGCUAAACGUAUUCACCCACUGGUGUGUCCGUUGUUCUUGGUUUGCCUUGCUAACGGCUACAUUAGCUAGCUUUAUAUAUAUUUUUUAAAUCAGCAAACAACAAUAACAUAUCAUCAAAUUAUGGAAGGUCGUGGCUACAGUUCAGGAGGAUACUCGAGUUGGGGAGGCGGUGGAGGGUCGGGGAGCCGAGGCUCAGACAACUAUGACCCGUAUGGAGGGGGCUACAAAGACUCCAUGUCAGGGAUGGGGGGCUAUGGAGGGGGGCACAAGAGGGCUCUCUCUGGGAGCUCUCUGUUGUCAACGGGGACCAGUGCAGACGCUGUCAUCGCUAAGAUCAACCAACGCCUUGACAUGCUGACCCAGCUGGAGGGAGGCAUGAAGGGCGGGGGGCGCAGCGACAGGUUUGACCAAUACGAGUCCUUCGACUCGCGGGGCCCCUCCUCCCUCCCCUCCCGGGAUCUCUACAGAUCCGGUAGCUAUGGUUACGGCGAUGGCCGAGGGGACAUGACCCAAAGAGCUUCAGGCUUCGGAGGAGGUGGUGGUCUAGGCUCAGGCUUUGACAGCUCCUCCUCCUACGGAGCUUCUAAGAUGCAGAGGCAGAACAUGAGAGACUCCUUCUCCAGUGGCCAAGGAGGAGGAAGCUGGGCCGGAGCAGGCCAGCGCUCCCCGAGAAGGGGGGGAGGCCGCGGAGGGUUUGGAGGCCGCAGAUCCGACCCCACUCCCAUGGGUGGAGGAGGUGGUAGGAUGGGUGGAAGAGGAGGCGGCCGGGGAGGUGGCGGUCACUCCCCCGGGGGUAGGGGCAAGCUCCCAUCCCUCCUGGGCCACCGCAUGCCCCCCCAGACCGGGGCCUUCCACCAGUCCGCUCAACAGGGCCGGGUCCCUGGGCACCAGGACUUCCCAGGGCGCCACUUUGGAGGGGGCCCCCAGGGAGGCCACCAGCGCGGGCGCAAGAGGCCCCUCAACCGACAGCAGCAGCCUGGUGGUGGUCAGCGUGACGGUCAGAAGAAGAGAAAACAGACACUGACCGCAGCAGAUGAACCAGAGUCCAAGAUGAACAAGACAGAGAGCGAAGGUGGAGAGACCGCUGAAGAACCAGCAGAGAACAAUGGUGAAGAAAAUGAGGCAACCAAAGCCCCGGCUGAUGGAGAGAAAGUGGUGUCGAUGCAGGAGGAGAUCUCUCAGAUGAAGAAGAAGCUCCAGACAGGGAAACAGACUCCUCCCCAGGACAAGGUCCCCAAAAACAGGAGGAAGAGGGGCGGCUUCCUGGAAAGGUCAGGGGUCACACUAACACCCAAAAGUCAAACCCAGAGGGUGACGUUUGCGUGCUCGGUGUGUAAGUUCCGUUCAUUCUACCACGAGGACAUGGCAGCCCACCUGGAGAGCAAGUUCCACAAAGAUCACUUCAAGUUCCUGUCCAGUCAGCUGUCCAAACCCACCACAGACUUCUUACAGGAGUACCUGAAUAACAAGUAUAAGAAGACAGAGCAGAGGACCAGUCAGAUGGAGAACCACUGUGCUGCUAUCUGUCAAGUCUACAAGGAACAGGACCUCACCAGGCAGUUGGGUAUGGAACACUUCAUGAAGAAGGUGGAGGCAGCCCACUGUGCAGCCUGUGACCUCUUCAUCCCCAUGCAGUUUUACGUCAUACAGAAACACCUCAAGUCCCCUGACCACAACUUCAACCGCAAGGGUAUGAUGGAGCAGUCUAAGAGGGCCAGUCUGUCAGUGGCUCGCAGCAUCCUCAACCACAAAAUCAUCGGAAAGAAGCUGGAGAGUUACCUCAAGGGUGAGAACCCCUUCCUCGGUAACCAGGAUGACCAGGACCCAGAGGACUCAAUGAUUAUGGAGGUGUCAGAGGCUGAGCUGACCAAUGAGAGCCUGGCGGAGACCAAGGAAGAGGCGGGGCCAGAGACAUCGCAGACGGCCACCGGGGCUGAUGUGGUAGAGGAGGAGAAGAUGGAGGAGGGAGGAGUGGCGGUAGCAGACGGAGGGGAGAAAGAGGUGCUAGCGGGAGGAGAGGGUGAGACGCAGGGUGAGGGGGAGACGCAGGGUGAGGGGGAGACGCAGGGUGAGGGGGAGACGCAGGGUGAGGGGGAGACGCAGGGUGAGGCUGAGGGAGAGCUGGAGCAGGGAGGAGAGGAAGAGGAGGAAGGGUUUGAAGUUGGAGAUGAGUUUGGAGAGGAGGAUGAGGGAGUGGAAGGAGAGCUGGGAGAGGAAGAAGAGGAUGAAGGAGUGGGAGGAGAGGAUGAGGGUGUGGUGGUAGAGAAGAAAGACGAGGACGCUGACGUGGUCGUCAUAGAGUGACCUUUACCCUCAAUGACCCUUUGACCUCCCUCUGGACCAAUUAAUACAGCCCUCUCUCCCCUGUCCAGCCAAUCCCACUCUACCCCUCCCACAAACAGCCAAUCAGAUUCAUUUAUACUUACUGUACAUCCCGCCCUCCUCCAUUCAGAACCAAGACUCACUAAUAUACUUCUGAUACGUCUGUUUUCCUAUAUACUUUCUCUUCUGUGUAAGUAGACUUUUUUUGUUGUGCCUUUGAAUCUGUCGGGCUACGUUGGGAUAUUUUGACCAUGUUUCAGUGGGUAGAGGACCGUGAACUUAGUGUUAUUGAUAUGACACACCCCCUACCUGGUAUUACUCCUGGACACUGUCAUAGCUAGAUUCCUAGGAAGUCCGAGCUGAUUGGUUCGUCUCUUAUCGACUCCUCCCAAACGUGCAAAACUUAUUUGAAAUGUAUUUGUUGGUGUGUUUAGAUUGAAAGACGGGGCAGGAUUUAGUUUUACAGAUGGUUGCUGUUGUCAUCCAUGUUCUUUUUUGGACAGAUGAGAAUAAAUGUUUAAAAUGUU
Molecule: messenger RNA, 2871 nt
Organism: Salmo salar (Atlantic salmon)
Lineage: Eukaryota; Metazoa; Chordata; Actinopteri; Salmoniformes; Salmonidae
Product: A-kinase anchor protein 8-like
Cellular component (GO): nucleus
Molecular function (GO): DNA binding
Source: RefSeq, a predicted model, not a curated record